AUGGGGCUAAAUUGUAAUUUAGGCGAAGUUAAAACCAAGACAAACUCGGUAGCCAGCGGUUUCAUCGAUACCCCUAUGGCGCAUGCGCCUGCUUGCCUCGUGCUUCUCUUAGCAUUUAUGCAAGCUUUACGCGGCUGAUAUAAAGUUAUCAUCGUUUGUUUCAAAUAACUAUUUACGCUAUCAACCAGAAAAGAAAUGUCUCAAGCCGUUCAACUGUCCACCGAGGUGAUUCAGGCAAUUCAAGCCGCCGUGCAGACAGCAAUGGCGACGCAGAAUGUACAACCCUCAUCUUCGACUGCUGUUAGUACCGAGAACACCACCCCGCCUUCGACCACUAAUGCACCAUUAGCAGCUACAACAACAGCGGCUGCUUCUACAGCACCUCCAGGUUUUCUUUCGCGAGGCUCCUUGGGCACACCGCAGACCAACGCUUGUAUCGGGCCCACUCCUCCAGCAACUGCUAUCAGCUCUCUAACAGCUCGUUGCCACGAACUACUUGUCCAUGGCUUAGCGCCCUCAACUCGGCGUUCCUAUUCUACCGGCCAAAGAAGGUUCAUCAACUUCUGCGCCCAAAUUGGAAAACUCCACGACAAUGGCUCUGCUUGCCCGGCCGACGAGUGGACAUUAUGCCUGUUUGCAGCUUUCCUAUCUAGCCAAGUCCAACAUGCAACCAUUAAGGUCUAUUUGUCAGCCGUUCGUGCGCUCCACAUUGAGCUGGGUUUCGCGGACCCACUUUCAGACGCCUUAAGGCUCGAACGAGUCAUCCGCGGCAUCAAGAGAUCGCAGGGUAGCACAAAAGCCGACCGUCUGCCAGUCACUGACGACAUCAUGAGGUUGAUUCAUACUCAUCUUGACUUCCGCAUCGUCGAUCACUUAAUGUUUUGGGCCGCAUGCUGUCUGGCUUACUUUGGCUUCCUACGCUCGGCUGAGUUUACUGUGCCAAGCCUUGAGGCCUAUUCGCCCGUGUAUAACCUUAAUGUUUCCGACAUCUCGGUCGACGCGCUGGACCAACCCACCUGUAUUAGGGUAAAUAUCAAAGCUUCCAAGACUGACCCCUUUCGCAAAGGGUGUUUAAUUUACAUUGGCAAGGCCCGGCCUCCUCUGUGUGCAGUGGAAGCCCUACU
Molecule: messenger RNA, 1124 nt
Organism: Exaiptasia diaphana
Lineage: Eukaryota; Metazoa; Cnidaria; Anthozoa; Actiniaria; Aiptasiidae
Biological process (GO): DNA integration; DNA recombination
Molecular function (GO): DNA binding
Source: RefSeq, a predicted model, not a curated record